Messenger RNA from Neofelis nebulosa (Clouded leopard), 1139 nucleotides. RefSeq names its product small integral membrane protein 5 (gene SMIM5). The transcript has 3 exons. The record is from RefSeq and is a predicted model, not a curated record. The coding region runs from base 710 to 946 and encodes 78 amino acids. NCBI's taxonomy places the organism in Eukaryota, Metazoa, Chordata, Mammalia, Carnivora, Felidae.
GAGACAGGUUGGCUGGUCAGGCGGAUGGGCUCAAACCCCUCCUGAGGGUAGGGAGGGAGCCAAAGAACUUGAGCGCUGUGGGGCGUCCCUCCCUCCUCACUCCACGGCUCAGGUGGAGCCUCCCAGAGGGCAUCUUUGCCAGGGAAAAAGAGAGCCGACCUCUUUUAUCAGCUCUCCGCCCAGGCCCAGCCCACGACGGCUUAGCACACACCCGCCAGGAGGGAGAGGAGAGGAAGAGGAGGCACAGAAGAGACGGGUUCGCCCUUGCAGACCUCCCAGGGGCAGGGCAACCACAGAGGAGUCUGAAGCCACCCUCGGAGGUCCCAGCAGGGAUUCACUCGGCUGGGCAGGGGCAGGGCAGGGGCAGCGGUGGCACUGGCUCCCCUGCUUCAGUGGCCGCCCCUUGUAAUUUGACACUUGGAUCUCCAGGACGACCAACAACAAAAAAGCUGAGGCCGAGACAGCAGCUGGCUGUCAGCAGCCAGGAGCUCCACUCCUCUGAGGAAGGCGCCCAGCAGCGGGUCAGGAAAGAGGCAUCCGAGAAGGAAGGAAGAGGUGGUGGCCGGGCGAAGCCAGGCAAGGGAGGCUGCCGGGCUCCCCAGCAUCCGCGGUUGCCCCUCAACCCAACACCUGAGCUCCCAGGUGGGUGGGGACUCCCAGCCCCAUCUCAGUGAGGCCCGGCAGGAGCCCGGCAGGAGCCCGAUGCACCAUGGCAGCCGCCAACUUUGUGCAGGAGAUGCGCUCCAUGGGCGAGAAGCUGCUGCUCAAGCUGCAGAAGCUGCCCCAGGCCGAGCCUGUGGAGAUCGCGGCCUUCUCGGUCAUCCUCCUUUUCACAGCCACCGUGCUGGUGCUGCUGCUGAUCGCCUGCUGCUGCUGCUGCAGGGACUGCUGCUGCCCUGAGCGCAGAGGCAGGAAGGUCCAAGUGCGGCCCGUGAGCCCACCGUGAGGGACAGAGACGAGGAGGAGAAGCUGGAGAGGAGGCUGCCAAGCCAGGAUCCCGCGUGCCAGCCUGGCCCUGCCCGGGAACCCGACACCCGCAGCCUUAUCAAGGAAACAAGGGCUGGUACGGCCACCAAACUCUCACCUGCCAGUGAAUGCUGGGUGCCAAGGAGGAGUCACCUGUUUAAAACCUGAGGAAA